This is a messenger RNA of Nicotiana tabacum (common tobacco), 725 nucleotides long. The record is from RefSeq and is a predicted model, not a curated record. NCBI's taxonomy places the organism in Eukaryota, Viridiplantae, Streptophyta, Magnoliopsida, Solanales, Solanaceae.
CUUCUCUAGAUGCUUACUCUGCCAUUGUUAAACCUAAUUCCUUCAAUGAAACCUGUGUUGAUCCCAAAUGGGUGGAAGCUAUGCAAGCUGAAAUCUCAGCUUUGGAGGAUAACAAUACAUGGUGCAUAGUAGACCUGCCUCGAGGGAAAGUUCCUAUUGGGUGUAAAUGGGUAUUCAAAGUUAAGUAUAUGUCCAAUAGUGAGGUGGAGAGUUGGUAUAUUUUCCAAAUGGAUGUACAUAAUGCAUUCUUGCAGGGUGACUUAGUGGAGGAGGUUUACAUACACAUUCCAGAUGGCAUUUCAAGUGGAAAACCAGUGUGCACACCUCUUGAGUUUAAUCAUAAGCUCACUGCUGUUGAGUUUGAUCAAGAAGUAAAGAACAAUGCUUUUGAAGAUAUAAUACUUGAAGAUAAAGGCAGCUAUCAUAGGUUGAUAGGAAGAUUAUUGUACUUAACCAUGACAAGGCUAGACAUAGCCUUUGUAGUACACAUGCUCAGUCAAUAUAUGCAUGCACUUAAAGUUUCUCACAUGGAUAUUGCAAGAAGAGUAGUAAGGUACAUUAAGUCCACACCAGGACUUGGACUCUUUAUGCCUACUGGUAGCUGCAAACACCUUGUAGCUUACUGUGAUUCUGAUUGGGGAGCAUGUGUGGAGUCUAGAAGAUUAAUUACUGGAUAUGUGGUAAAGUUUGGUAGUGCACCGAUCUCCUGGAAAUCAAAAAAAUAA